AUGAGCUUAGUCAUGAACAACCACUUCAAUCGUUUCAGAUCACACAGUUUCGAACAAAAUCUUCCAAUCAAACGCUCCCUUGAAGAUGAAAUUGUAACAUCAAACAAGAGACCAAAAACAGCACCACCUUCGCCUCCAUCAAAUGUGCACUCAAAACCUGUCAUAGAAACCACUAUUGCAAGACCAAAGUUACCACCAUCAAGUCUCAGAUCCAAAUCUUUAUCCCCAAACAAGCAACAAUUUGUAAAUCUCCUUUCACCUUCAAAUUCACCUUCUUCGUCACCCUUGAGAUCACCUGAAAAUCUUAAAUUACCUGGAAUUAGAGCAUUGAGCCAGAACAACGAUACCCCCUGCUCAACAGUUUCACUGGAGUUUUUCGACACCUGCAGUGACAAAAGCUGGAGAUCGGAGUUGUUAGACAAGAUCAUGAAGGAAUCAAAAACCUACCACCUCACUAAAUACAACUACCUCAACAGUAAUUGCAAGCCAAAUUUUACUUCCAAACUCAGUUCCAAGAUUUCAUUACAAACAAAUAUUCCAACACUGGACAAAAAGAUUAAUUUCCCUUUCGAGUCGAAUUACACAUACUUGGACGGUGCAUUCAUGACUGAUGUCAAGAAUUUUCCCCAUUACUUGAAACUUGCCCAUGAAACAAAGUCACUUAAUUCACCACCAACUGAAACACCUCGCACACUCCAAACUUCGGUAUUUUCUCAACCUAAAACUCCAACACCUCAAGUCAACAAAUUACCAAGCUUUUAUACAUUGCCGCUGGUCGGACCUUCACUUACUUCACAUACAACACUAAUUCAUCCUUCUUCCUCAUUGGAUCACCUCCAUGGUAAAAGCGCCUCGUCGCCUACAACAAAUACCACUCACAAAUUUAUAAUUCAAUCUCCUAAACUGUCACGUUCUGAUUUGCCAAAAACACCUCCUAGAACCCAUCACCAUCAGACCAUCACAAGGGCGUGUAUUUCAUGUGGUCUGCAAGAUUCACCAUGUUGGAGGCCCUCAUGGUCCAUAAAAGAGGGCCAACUUUGUAAUUCUUGUGGAUUGAGGUACAAAAAGACAGCAGCGAGAUGUCUUAACGAUGCUUGCAGAAAAGUGCCUGCUAAGGGGGAGUGGGCAUUAAUGCAAAGCAAAGGUAAAGUAACGUUUGAGGAUGGUACAGAAGGCUAUAGUUGUUUGGAUUGUGGUUGGAAAGUAGAGGUUAAGUAA
This is a messenger RNA of Lodderomyces parapsilosis, 1218 nucleotides long. It is a transcript of the gene ASH1, whose product is annotated as DNA-binding transcription repressor. The transcript has a single exon. Gene Ontology annotation, molecular function: zinc ion binding; sequence-specific DNA binding. Bases 1 to 1218 code for a protein of 405 amino acids. Lineage: Eukaryota; Fungi; Ascomycota; Pichiomycetes; Serinales; Debaryomycetaceae. Gene Ontology annotation, biological process: regulation of DNA-templated transcription. The record is from RefSeq and is a predicted model, not a curated record.